GGCAGUUCUAGUAUCUACUUCGUUGUAGAAUAUUCCAAUGCAAUGUACUUGAAUCAUUCAAUGCCAUUCGCUACUUGAGCAUUGAACGAUCUAUGUAUUUUAUUCUUAGAAUUUAUAAAUUGUGAUUCGUUUUAUUGUGGAUCAGUUUUAGGAUUGUUUAACAAUGUCGAAAAUUGUUCUUAGCGAGGUGGUAAUAGUGUCGGCUGUCCGUACUCCUAUCGGAUGUUUUCAAGGAAGAUUGUCUACUCUCACCGCCACCGAACUAGGCGGUAUAGCGAUCAAGGGCGCCGUUGAGCGGGCCCACAUAUCACCCGAAGAAGUACAAGAGGUUUUCAUAGGCAACGUUUGCUCAGCGUAUUUGAGACAAGCGCCAGCUCGUCAGGCUGCAAUAAACGGGGGUCUUCCUGCAAGCACAGUUUGCACCACAAUUAAUAAGGUGUGCUCAUCGGGACUAAAAGCCGUGACAUUGGCUGCGCAAGCGCUACAGACUAGGACACAAGAUGUGGUCUUAGCCGGAGGUAUCGAGUCCAUGUCGAAUGUUCCGUUCUAUCUGCGGCGCGGUGACACCCCGUACGGCGGGCUGCAUCUUGUGGAUGGCAUCCUUUACGACGGCCUGACUGAUGUCGAGCAUAACAUACAUAUGGGAGACUGUGGCGAAUACGUCGCCAACAAGUUUGAAAUUCUGAGGUGCGAGCAGGACGACCACGCCAUUGACACUUACAGGAGGACUAUCGCUGCCUACGAGGCUAAUGUUUUCGCGGAGGAAAUGAUACCUGUCACGGUACCGCAAAGGAAGGGAGCGCCAAUAAUCGUGGCAGAGGAUGAUGAAUAUAAAAGGUUCAAUUUCGAGACAUUUAGAAAACUGCAACCGGUAUUUCAGAAAGGAGGCACGAUAACUGCUGGAAAUUCGGCUGGUCUCAACGACGGAGGGGCUGCCGUGCUGAUGAUGACCUCAGAAGCUGCUGACAGACUAAAAGUGGAGCCGCUGGCCAGAGUAGUGGGGUACGCGGACGCUGAGAGGGAUCCUCUCGAAUUUCCUAUUGCACCGGCCGAUGCUGUUACCAAACUAUUAGAGAAAACCGGGGUUUCAAAGGAGAGUGUAGCCCUGUGGGAGAUAAACGAGCCGUUCAGCAUGGUGGGGAUCGCUAACCGGCGUAUAUUGGGCUUAGAGGCUAGCAACGUCAACGUGCACGGCAGUUCAGUGAGCCUCGGCCACCCACUGGGCAUGUCUGGUACUCGACUAGUAGCCCACCUUAGCCACGUACUGCGUCGCGGACAGCUGGGCGUGGCCACCACGUGUAACGGCGGUGGGGGGGCCACCGCCCUCAUGAUAGAGAAGAUAUAGAUACCGUAGUCCAAUGAAACGGAAUUUCCAAUAUUAUUUUUUUACAAAAUGCUCAGAUAAAUUCAAUACUUAUCAGUCUGGUUUUUAGAUGACUUUAAUAGUUUUGUGAUAAAUAAAUAUUAAAUAACAGAAAUUAA
This is a messenger RNA of Pieris rapae (cabbage white), 1482 nucleotides long. Its product is annotated as acetyl-CoA acetyltransferase A, mitochondrial. Lineage: Eukaryota; Metazoa; Arthropoda; Insecta; Lepidoptera; Pieridae. Bases 164 to 1345 code for a protein of 393 amino acids. The record is from RefSeq and is a predicted model, not a curated record. The transcript has 2 exons. Gene Ontology annotation, biological process: fatty acid beta-oxidation. Gene Ontology annotation, molecular function: acetyl-CoA C-acetyltransferase activity.